CAGAAGUGUAGCUCCUCCGCCAAGAUGUCCGCCUCCCAUGAAGACACGUUAGCCGAGCAUGAAGACGGCAUGGAGGAGCAAGAAGGAGAAGAAGACGACGACGAGGGAGUUGAGAUGGAAGCGGAGGAAGGUGAAAACGGAGACGGGGACAAGAAGGUGUACGUGCCCGGGAUUGAGCCGCUUCAGCCGGGGGAGCAGCUGGAGAUGGACCAGUCCGCUUACCGCAUGUACCAUGAGUGUCAAACAGGUGCACCGUGUUUGAGCUUCGACGUCCUGACAGACAGCAAUGGCGACGACAGGAAAGACUUUCCUCUGUCCAUGUUGUUAUGUGCCGGAACACAGGCGGACACAGCGAUGGCCAACAGGCUGCUGGUCAUGCGCAUGCACAACCUUCACGGAACACAGAAAGGAAAGGAGGAAGAGGAGGACAGCAGUGAUGAAGACAGUGACGAGGAGGAGGAGGAGGACGCGGAUAAGAAACCGCAGAUGGAGCUGGCCAUGAUGCCUCAUUUCGGAGCCAUUAACAGAGUCCGAGUGACGCGAUGCGGAGAUCAGACGCUGGCCGCCGUCUGGUCAGAGAAGGGACAAGUUGAAAUAUUUGACCUCCGACCCCAGCUGGAGGCCGUCCACAGUUCUGCUGCCAUGACGGCGUUCAUGCGGCAGCAGAAGGAAGCGGCGGCGCUCUUCAGCUUCUCAGGUCACAUGACUGAAGGCUAUGCCAUUGAUUGGUCGCCUGUGGUACCUGGCCGUCUUGUCAGCGGCGACUGCAAGAAGAACAUCCACGUUUGGGAGCCGCAGGAGGGCGGAGCCUCAUGGCGCAUAGACCAGCGGCCUUUCAGCUCUCACAGCAAGUCCGUGGAGGACCUGCAGUGGUCGCCCACUGAAGCUACGGUUUUUGCAUCGUGCUCAGUCGAUCAGUCCAUCCGUGUUUGGGAUAUCCGGGCCCCGCCCAACUCCAUGCUGUCAGCCAACCAAGCGCACGAGUCAGACAUCAACGUCAUAAGCUGGAACAGAACCGAACCAUUCCUCCUGUCAGGUGGCGAUGACGGGUUUCUCAAAGUGUGGGACCUGCGGCAGUUCAAGACGGGUCGGCCCGUGGCCAACUUCAAACAGCACAGCGCCCCCAUCACCUCGGUGGAGUGGAACCCGGCGGACUCGAGUGUGUUCGCCGCGUCGGGGGCGGACGACGUGGUCAGCCUGUGGGAUCUGUCUGUGGAGUCGUGCGACGCGGGCGUCAAGGCGGAGGGCGUGAAGGACCUUCCCCCCCAGCUGCUCUUCCUGCACCAGGGCCAGUCGGAGAUCAAGGAGAUCCACUGGCACCCGCAGAUCCCCGGCGUCUUGAUCUCCACGGCGCUGUCGGGAUUCAACGUGUUCAGGACGAUAUCGGUGUAGUAGUACUCGCCUCGGAGUAUCGUUACUGUUUUCUGGCAAAUGAAAACAAAGCUUGAAAUAUCCCAAAUAGCUUUCUUUUUAAUGUUUCACUGAAAAACGGCAGGACAGUAACUGCAUUCAACCCAGCAAGUUCAACAUUGAAUUAACGAUGAUAUUUGAUUGUCUCAGCAUUUGUAUUAUUUUUCCCAGCCAAAAAUGGGCCCAAAAAAAAGCUUUGGUAGUGUAUGAAAAACAUGCAAAACAAUAAUAACAAUAACAAUAAUAAUAAUACAAAGUGGAUCUGAUCCAGAGAAGCUCACAUUGUCAAGACAUGGAAUGUGACACGAUGGAGAUGUAAACAUGCAAUAUGAGAACGUAAAACAUUUGGACAGCACACGUUACAAUAAGAGUUCAUCUACAUAAGGCACUUAAAAACAUUGCAUGGCAAAAUGAUACAAAAUGAUACAGCCCUCCAAAAAUACGCUCCUUCUGAAUGAACUACAGUGGAACCUGUUUAUGUCCACGCACCCUCGGACCGGUUGCCUGACGUAAGCGCUUGUCGGCAUCAUCGGAGCCGAAACUGGUCGCCGCUUGCACGUUUCCUCGGGGAGAGUGGGUGCACAAUAAAGGGUGGUUGUUGACGUGCAUGUUUUUAAUUUCGCUUCUAAUGCUUUCAUAUAUUUUACACCAGGGGUGCCCAAAGUGCGGCCCGGGGCUUUUAGAAGUAAAUUCAACCAAACAACCCACCAUAAACGGAGGAAGAAAGGCUGUCAACAUAAGCGGGUUCCACUGCGAGAGGUACAGUGGUAGGGGUGUCACCAGACACUCGAGAUUAGGUCUCCCAGAGGGGAUGAGAUUUUUUUAACUAAUUUAAUUUAUACUAGAGACCGCAUGACUGACAAAAGGGCUCACUCCGUUCAUGCCGUUGGUCUAUGGCACAAACCCACCAAGGUGCUGAAAGCGAUGCACAGAGUGAACUUUCAUUCUGCCUUGUUUGGAGGCGGGAGAUGAGGAAGACAGACACAGAUGGCAAUAUAUUGGCUUUAAAUCAUUCAUGUAGCAUUUUCUGACUAUUUAAAGGCCAGCAUGUAAGAAAAAUGAUUUCCAUAAAAUAUAUUUUAAUAAGUAUUUGCUUAGUAGUAUUUUUCUAGCUUGAGGUGGAUCAACGAUUGGCAGCAGCACACGUUCAGGACAUUCACGCUACUUAUUUUUCACAUCGUUAACGUUUUCGCUUUACGCAAAAAAACCCCUCUCUAAAAACAGUUAUUUUAACAAUUUAGCCUAACAAUUAACAUUUUAAACCAGUCCAAAGUCAAAAUGCACAAGUCAAUCAGGACAUUUAGCAUUCCCAGCACAUAGCGCUGUCAUGCUACGUGUCAGCAUGCUAUGCAGUCGCCUUUUUUAGAUGUUUUUACAGUACAAACUUAUUGAAACACUUGAGUGCUACCAUAUAAAGUGUUAGCACGCUCCCGUUAGCAUGUUAGCAUAGCAUUUUGUUUUAGCCAUUUUCAUUAAAACAUUGGCAGACACUUUUAUGCUAGGUUUGGCAUGCUAACAUUACAUAGAAACAUUAUAGCCGUUUUCAUGAGUAGAAACAAAUCUAAAAUAUAAACAGUGCUAUCAUGUUAGGUGUUAGCAUGUUAGCUACAUUAGAGUAGUGGCAUUUUUGUGGCAAUAUAUUGAGGCUGGCAAAAUGAUCCAUUUCAUUUUCAUUUAGUGUGACUAAUGAAUGACUUUUAUGGUCCCAGGCCGAGUGCCCACGAGGUUGUUUUUUUUUCUGAACGAGAAAUCUUGUGACACCCCCAAACAGCGGCAUAUCUGUCACCCUUGUCGAGAAAACAGCGUGUCCCCCCCCAGCAGAGCAACAGAGUCUUUAUGCUUUACAGCAAGUUUGGAUCCAGUCAUGUGACUGAAAACAUCCGCACCCCCAACCUCAUAGGCCUAUCUCGUCGUCAAACUCGUCUUCAAACGUGUAGCCCCGCCCUACUUCCUCCUCAUCCUCCGAGUCAGUCUCUGAGUGGCUGCUGCCCACCCUCCUCCUGUCCAGCUCGCUCACACCAUCAAAGUCGGAGCUAUGGGACGAAGCCGGGCUGGGGGGCAGAUCCUUAUGGGCGGCGGCGGACUCCCCUCUCGUUGGACUUUCCGUCAGGUCCUCCUCUUGGAAGUCGAACCCUUGCCCCUCUUCCUCCUCGGAAGCCUGGCGGAUGAUCUCCUCCCGCUUGUCGCUGAAUCUCACCUUGGGUCGCAGCCCCUUGGGCUUGGGCCCAUCUGGGAUUCUGCCGUCGGCAAUCUGGUUCUCGUCCAGCCCGGCCGAGUUCUUUCCAUUCAGCAUCUUCCCUUGCUUUGUGUCCACAGGGGGUACGCCACCUUCAGGCCCGAACGCGUCUUCUACAUUGGACUCUAGUCCCAAUCCGUCCAUCACGCCUAGCACGUCCCCCAGCAUGGAAGGACCCAGAUCUAGAUCCAAGUCCAAGGUGAACGACGACACCGACUCAGAGUGCUCCAGCUCGUGGUUUUGUGGGGGUUCUUGAUAUAGAUCAUUGUGGUUUACCGGCGCCGGGUAUUCCACCGACGAUGACCCCGGGCUCCCCGCGUUGGACCCGGGCGGGCUGGGACCCAGAGUGGACAGGAAGGAGGUGUCCCCAAAGGCGUCGCCGCCUCUGCCGAUGUGCAUCGUGUGACGGAAGUCACCCAGGGGGGCUGAGAUCAUGGUGGGGUCCAAGCGAGAGGCCCGGGCGGAUUUGUGAAGCGGCAUGACUACUAAAAACAUCACAAGAGAAAUGGCAGUCAGAUGGGAUUUAAACCUGAAAAAAACUCGCACUUUUCACGCGCAUGCCAAAAUGUCCGCAUCCCAAAAACUGCUGUAAAGAUAUUUUGCAUUUGAAAACAUUUCCACUUAAAAACGUUCAUUUUGCAUCUUCUUACUAUUUAAAGGCCGGCAUGUAAGACAAAUCAUUUCCAUAAAAUACAUGUUAGCAUUGCUAACAUUAGCGUAGUAGCACUUUUAGCCAUUUUCACUAGUAUUAACAUUGGCAGACGCUUAGCGCUAGCAUACUCGGUUUUGCAUGCCAAUGUUAGCAUUGCUAACAUUAGCAUAGUAACAUUUUAGCCAUUUUCAUGAGUAGAAACUUAUAUAAAGUGUUAGCAUUGCCAGCAUGCUAACAUGAGCAUAGUAGUAUUUUAGCCAUUUUCAUGAGCAACAUCGACAGACACUAUCAUACAAGGUUUUGCAUACUAAUGUUAGCAUAGUAACCUUUUAGCCGUUUUCAUGAGUAGAAACUUAUAGAAACACUUCUGUUCAUGUUCGGUGUUGGCUUGUUAGUGCUAGCAUGCUAACAUUAGCAUACAAGCAUUUUUUUAACAUUUUAACAUGCGCAGACACUUAGCUAUACCAUGCUAGAUGCUGCCAGCUAACAUGAGCAUAGUAGCACUUUAGUUCCUCCCACAUUCCAAAAACAUGCAUGUUAGCUUCAUUGGAGACUCUAAAUUGUCCAUAGGUAUGAAUGUGAGAGUGAAUGGUUGUUUGUCUAUAUGUGCCCUGCCAUUGGCUGGCCACCAGUCCAGGGUGGGGGGCAGAUCAGCUGGGAUAGGCUCCAGCAUACCUGCAACCCUAGUGAGGAUAACAAUUAGCAUAUUUAAGGCACUACUUUUGGUGUUUAAAAAAUCAAAUCUUCGGGAAUUUUCUUAUAUUCUGACUUUAUUCCCAUUAUAUUCCAUUGCCAUCAUAUUAGAACUUUUCCCCAACCUCGUUUUCCAAAAAUGAAAAACUUUAUUUGAUUUUGUUUGUUUCUCAUACCAUGACUUUCCAAAUAAUAAUAUACUUUUUCUUUCUUCUUUUUUCACUUCUGCGUCUACAUUUUUUCUUGUAAUUGUGACUUGACUCUUGUCGUAUGUUGACUUUAUUUCUAUACUUUAACUGCCGCAACCUAAUUUGGAAUGUAUUUACUUCUUCUCAUUCUAUUUUCUUAUUUUUCUUAUCUCCCCUAGCUUGCUUUGUUUGUUUUUCUAUCUUUUCAUCAGAUUUUUAACGACUUUAUUGCAGUGAAUUGACGCGGAUUGCAUAUUAUAUCAUCCUGAGCGUGCUUCUUCUAUCCCCCCCCCCCAUCAAAGAUGGAUUGGGAAUCCAAUGACUCGGAUGGAUGUCAUGUUAAAAAUGUUUCCUUAACAAACAUCAACUUUAUGCUAAAUGCGCCAAUAAAAAAAUAGCUGCAGGGUACACUUUGGACCCCCCCCCUCCCUUUGGACACGCGUAUGAAAGCCAUGAUAGAAGAAGAAGAAGCCAUGCUGGGACUUGUACUUCAACCUUGCAAUGCCAGCACAUACUUUUGUCAGCCCUUGGGGUGGGCGCAUGUGGACAAAAACAAGUAACUCAAAUGUGUGUGCGCGCGCGCGU
This is a messenger RNA of Dunckerocampus dactyliophorus (ringed pipefish), 5764 nucleotides long. RefSeq names its product glutamate-rich WD repeat containing 1 (gene grwd1). Gene Ontology annotation, molecular function: protein binding. The transcript is spliced from 7 exons. The record is from RefSeq and is a predicted model, not a curated record. Bases 25 to 1392 code for a protein of 455 amino acids. Lineage: Eukaryota; Metazoa; Chordata; Actinopteri; Syngnathiformes; Syngnathidae.